Prionailurus viverrinus (fishing cat) is the source of this 5171-nucleotide messenger RNA. RefSeq names its product F-box protein 45 (gene FBXO45). Gene Ontology annotation, cellular component: SCF ubiquitin ligase complex; synapse. Gene Ontology annotation, biological process: synapse assembly involved in innervation; proteasome-mediated ubiquitin-dependent protein catabolic process. Gene Ontology annotation, molecular function: protein binding. The coding region runs from base 318 to 1175 and encodes 285 amino acids. The transcript is spliced from 3 exons. NCBI's taxonomy places the organism in Eukaryota, Metazoa, Chordata, Mammalia, Carnivora, Felidae. The record is from RefSeq and is a predicted model, not a curated record.
CUUCGUGCCCUCAACCAGUAUGGCGGAGCCACGGGCGCGCCGCGGGGAGGCCGUGCGAGUCGGGCGGUUCCGACGCCCGCGCUGAGGCGGGGAGGAGGGGCGGAGGACGCCCGUGCGGCCGGUGCGUCUGCCCUCAGUGAGGCGGGGCGCGCGGCGGACGCCCCCGGGCAGGGGCGGGAGUGGUGGAGGGCCGGUGGUUGGCUGUGAAAGGGGCGGUGAGCGAGGUGCUUCGGUCUCAAGGCGAGGCUUGGCCUCCCCAGCAGAGACGGGGGGAAGAGGCGGCGGCAGCGGCGGCCCUUGGGCCGGCUGGUGAGGCGAUGGCGGCACCAGCCCCGGGGCCUGGCGGAGCCUCUGGUGGCGCUGGCUGUAGCGGCGGCGGCGGCGCGGUCGGCGGCUCGGGAUCCGGGUCCGCGGGCGCAGGGGGCCGGCUGCCCAGCCGGGUGCUGGAGUUGGUGUUUUCCUACCUGGAGCUGUCCGAGCUGCGGAGCUGCGCCCUGGUGUGUAAGCACUGGUACCGCUGCCUGCACGGUGAUGAGAACAGCGAGGUGUGGCGGAGCCUUUGCGCCCGCCGCCUGGCAGAAGAGGCUCUGCGCACGGACAUCCUCUGCAACCUGCCCAGCUACAAGGCCAAGGUGCGUGCUUUCCAACAUGCCUUCAGCACUAAUGACUGCUCCAGGAAUGUCUACAUUAAGAAAAAUGGUUUUACUUUACAUCGAAACCCCAUUGCUCAGAGUACUGAUGGUGCAAGGACCAAGAUUGGUUUCAGUGAGGGCCGCCAUGCAUGGGAAGUGUGGUGGGAAGGCCCUCUGGGCACUGUGGCAGUGAUUGGAAUUGCUACAAAACGAGCCCCCAUGCAAUGCCAAGGGUAUGUGGCAUUACUGGGCAGUGAUGACCAGAGCUGGGGCUGGAAUCUGGUGGACAAUAAUCUACUACAUAACGGAGAAGUCAAUGGCAGUUUUCCACAGUGCAACAAUGCACCAAAAUAUCAGAUAGGAGAAAGAAUUCGAGUCAUUUUGGACAUGGAAGAUAAGACUUUAGCUUUUGAACGUGGAUAUGAGUUCCUGGGGGUUGCCUUUAGAGGACUUCCAAAGGCCUGCUUAUAUCCAGCAGUUUCUGCUGUAUAUGGCAACACAGAAGUGACUUUGGUUUACCUUGGAAAACCUUUGGAUGGAUGACAGUGGCUUUCUUGAGAUGAAAAACUGAAUGGAGAAGAUACCUGCUUGUGGAAAGUAGAAUCAUGAAGUGACAGUGUCAUACAUGCAUGCCCAAGAAACAUCCUGAAAAACACAUGAAAUUGCUAACUGGAGAAGCAACUCUACAGCAGAGAUUAUCUUAGUGUUUCCUCUUUCUACUGGGCCAGAAAAAUCCUCAGGGUUGCAGUUGGUUGAGUGGGCAGUUGACAUAUGCAUGUUGCAACAGAUUUUGUCUCUAAGUUAGCAAUGUGUUAUUUCCAACUUUUAAGGUGAGAUUUUAGAGAUGCUAUAAAAGGGAUAAGAUAAGGAAAUAGCAAGAUUUUUAAGUAGUGUGUUUGUGAAGAAAGACUGAUCCUGUUUUACAACUGCCUGUUUUUUCUCCAGACCCUUUUUUCCAGCCAGCUUGACUAUUAGAAAAGUAUGAAACUGGUUGGGUUUUAUUUAAUAUUUUUAAUAUAUUGAGAAGCAUGGUCUGCCUGGACUGCACUUCUCUAACAGUGAGAUGUAAAAUUGUGCAGCUAUUUUAAAAGUUGUAUAUAUAAUAAGUGUGUAAAAAAACCUGUAAAAACAAAAACAGGACAAAGGGGUUGCUUUGUUCUAGUUCAAUUUCUUAAAAACCACUACAUGGUACAAAAUUAGAAUAACAUUUAGGGAAAAAUAGGUAACUACAAAGAAGAGGAUUAAGAGGAGAUGUGCUGUAUUGGCUCAUUUUUAAAUUAAUUUGGUUUACAGUUUCCAUAGCUAUUACAGUCUGGUUAUUUUUCUUUUAAUGAUCAAAAUUAUUGUAAAGAUCCCUCAGUCUCUUGAGUUUAAGAUUGAGGGAAGGCAAAUCUAUUUCUAAUCAUACAUGUAUCAGUAGUAAUAAGAAUAAUGUGCAUCUUAUAGUAUCUGGUUUUAUUUUUUUGGCCUUCUGAGAAAGUAUCUCAUAACAACACAGAACAUUGCCAUUUGCUCUUACAGGCCUCAAAUAUGAAAGCUGUUAGUCACAGACCUAAGGAAGAGAAUUAAUGGUCCUUUUAUUUUGUAAUUUCAUAAUGCUAUAGAUAUUAUAAUUUUUUUUAAAUUUUAUAUUGUUUACAUCAUGGCAACAAAUCUAAGCCUCAGACUCUUCAUUGGGGUUAUCAAGAAAAUGUUUACUCACCCACCUGAAACAGUGCCAGCCUGAACCCAGGUUAAGAAUGUUCUUAAUCUCAUCAUAGAUAAUUGCCCCCAUGGGACUUGAAAUAAAAUACCUUGUGCUGAAAACUUCAGGUUGGCAAUAUUUUGAAGGUUUCAUUGUAGAAGAGCUUGACAUUAGUUUUUGACUAAUAAAUCUGAUUUCACUAAUAUUCUUGAGUUAAUCUAACAUACAUGAGCAGAGAUUUUCUUUUGUUAUAAGAGAAACAAACAUCCUUCCGUAUGAAAGUAUAAAUGUAUGGUUUCAGAUGCAUCUUUGUGAUAAGAAUUGACUAAGGCAGAUGAAAUCUUUGCCUUUUAGGUUAUUGCUGUGCGUAAUUUUGUUUUAAAUCUAAUCAAAUUAGAGAUACCAAGCAGCUGGCUGGGGUUCUUGGGUUGCUCCUUGAGAGUUAAGCUUAUCAGUACUCUCAUGAAGCAGGGGAUUUCAGUCAUGAACAAAGAUUUAUUUUUGCCACCUGACAGGUUUACAAAUAUUUAUUGUGUAUUUGGUAUGUUGCUUAAAGGUGAAAUCCGUUAAAAGUCCUUUUCAAUAUCCAUGUCAAGAAGAAACCUCCUGAAAAACCAUAUUUAAUAGUACAGAGUAAGACUAUACGUUAAAUGUAUUAGAGAAUAUAGCUGCUACAGAAAUUGAUUUUUCUUGGUGUAGAACAACUCAAUUUAAUUGGCAAAGUUUAAAAUUUAAAGAAAACUGGUUCAGGAUGAAGAUUGAUAAAUGAUAAAACAAUAAAGUCCCUUAUGUGCUUGGUCUUUUUUCAGGGUAUGAUAUAGCCAAUUCCAAGAGCGUUUGCGAGAGUUUUGUUUAUAAAUUCUGUUUUGUCUUAUUAGUAAACAUUCAUUUGUAACAAAGUUUUGAAGGUGCUGAAUGGAAAACAGAAACAUGGGGUUAUUGCACAUUGAACCUAGAAUCAAAUAAUUGCCUAAAUAUUUAACAAAAAGCCAUUCUUAUCUCAAAACUGAAAUUCUCUAAUAUGCUAUUUGCAAUUUUAUAGAAUGGAGGUUCAUAUUUAGAAUGAGCAUCAGGGGAAUGAAGAACCUUCAUUUGUAACUUGGUGAAGUAUUUUAUUACUGGAUACCAAUAGCUGUACAGAGAAUAUUAAACCAAACUAUUACAAUGUUCAAGGAAAAGGAAUCUCUUUUUCAUUGGUGCUGAGAGAGCAUUCAGGUAGAAGAUGUUGCACCUGAAAGUUGAGUGUCAGUCAUCUAAACCAGUGGUUCUCAAACUUAGCUGUACUUUGGAGUCAUCUACAUUUUGAAAAAUCUUGAUGCUUUUAGGGUCUCAUACCCUAAAAUUCUGAUGUUGUUCUGAUGUUGGACAUGGUCAUAAGGAUUUUUUUAAGCUUCCUAGGUGAUUUCAAUAUGCUGCUAAGGUUGAGUUUUAAAUUCACCUUAAGUUUUCUCAUCUGCAAAAUUAAAAAAAAAAAAAAAUCCCUGCUCCCUUCACUACCUCACAAGUAUAUUGAGGGUAAAGGAGAAAAUAAUGGGAAAGUACUUGUGUGAUGGAUAAAAAGUGCUAUUGAAAGGCAAAGUAGUAUUUGUUGUAUUUCAACUGAAACUAUGACCAGGAAAGAAAAAUAUGUAAUUGAAUUUACUUUGUUGACUUGGGAAACCGGGAGCAUUCUCUUUGGUUCUUAACUUUAGUGAAGCAUGCAGAUGUGCAAACACUCAAUACUAUUACUCUUAUUCAUACUAUGGUCUUCUGUCAUACUUGAGAUAGGCUGUUUUAAUUAUCUGGUUCUACAUAGGAAAGAAACAUUAAGGCUUAAAUUCUGUAAUGGCCAAUGGCUCACAAUUCAUUAAAACUUUUCAUACAAGGAGUUCUGUGGUUAAUAUAUGUAAUCAUUUCAUAGUUGCCAUUUUUUUUCAUUAUCUGACUUGAUUAUUAAGCCAUUUAUUUCAUCUCCUUCAUUCUUACUCAUGUAAAUUUAGGUAUAGAUUUUAUAAAGCACAUAGAGCAAGUAGGUUUUGCCCAGUUGACUAAAGUCAUGGCUAAAUGAUUAGGCAUCAUCUGCCUUUUAGAUAUGAUUUAACUUGGGAAAGAGAGUUACAAAAAUAACAGCCCAAAACCAUACAGUAGGUAUUAUAAUUAACUUAUAAUUUAAGUCCCCAAACUGCUGUUUAUAUAAACUAUAAUAUUAAUAUUUUUUGAUCUUUAAAAAAAAAAGAACAGUUUUGAAGAGAUAGAAAUGUAAAGAGUUUUAAAGAUUACUUCCUGGAAAUCAAGACCAUCUCAAUUAGGACCACUCUGAAGUCUUUCUGGAAGGAACAGUCCAUACCCAGUCCAAAUACUAUCCUCAUAAAGCAUUCCUAAUUUCUCUAGCUGAAUGUAAUCUCUCCUUCCUUCAAAUUUCCCUAUUUUUAUAUUUAUACUUAACUCAUGCUAUAUUACUUUAUACCUUGUAUAAAUUUAUUUGUAUUUAUUAUUUGUUGGUGUCUUAUCUCCUCUAAACAUCUUAGGACAGGAUCUCUGAUGGACUCAUCUUUAUGCCCACAUCAUCUAAGCCCAAUAGGCAGGUGCUCACACAUUUCCUGAAGGAACAGAGAAAGAAUUAUGUAGGGACACUAAAGCUGCUCUGAAGUUACAGACUAUAUUAACAAAAGAUAGAUGAGAAAGAAAUUCUGUAUCCUAUUUUAAGUGAAGCACGAAGGAAAGGGACGUAAAUCUGAGGUUAAUAAGGAAGAAAUAAGGACUGUGAAUGCAUUUUAGCCAUUCCCCUUUAUGCUUAAAUAUUGAUAAACUGGUUUUUAGUUUCGGGUGUAAAUUUCAUAUUUGUUUAGAAUUAAAAUUAGAAUUCUGUAUUUUAA